This is a messenger RNA of Arabidopsis arenosa, 1151 nucleotides long. The record is from the annotation of a GenBank genome assembly. NCBI's taxonomy places the organism in Eukaryota, Viridiplantae, Streptophyta, Magnoliopsida, Brassicales, Brassicaceae.
CUAGUGUACGCUCUCAUCUAAAAAUGGCCGCCAAAUCUUUGGAAGCCUGCCGUUCCGUCUCGCCUAUCCCUCUUAUUCCAGGCGGUGGUACGUACCGUGCUGGCCAAGCAGCUUUUGGAUACAUGUGUCGUGGUAAUCAAAUGUUUGGUGAUCGAAUGUUUGCUCGAACUAAAAUGUGGCGACGCUGGCACCGCCAAGCUAAGGCCAGUAUGAAAAGAAAUGCCGCCGUAGCCGCCGCUCGUCCUUUGAUCUCCGUCCAGUGGUGGUACAUACCGUGCUGGUCAAGCAGCUUAUGGAAACAUGUGUCGGGUGGACGAAUGUUUGCUCCAACUAAAAUCUGGAGACGGUUGCACUGCCGUGUUAAUGUCAAUAUAAAGAGACACGCCAUGGUUUCGGCAAUCGCUGCUACCGCAGUUCCGUCUCUAGUAAUGGCUCGUGGUCACAAGAUUGAGAAUGUUCCAGAGUUCCCGCUUGUAGUUAGUGAUUCGAUUGAAUCCGUUGAGGAAACUUCUGAGGCGGUUAAGGUUUUGAAGCGGAUUGGUGCUUUCGCGGAUGCAGAGAAAGCGAAAGAUAGUGUUGGAGUUCAUUCUGGUAAAGGUAAAAUAAGGAGUCGUCGUUACAUUUCUAGGAAAGGUCCAUUGAUUGUUUAUAAAACUAAAGGAUCGUUUGUGAUUUGGACUAAGUCUGCAUUUGAGAAGCUUGAGUCUAUUUACGGUUCGUUUGAGAAGUUAUCGAAGAAGAAGAAAGGAUAUGUUUUGCCGCGGCCGAAGAUGUUGAAUGCUGAUUUUGCUAGGAUUAUAAACUCUGAUGAGUUUCAGAGUGUGACCGCGAAGAGGAUGUCUUUGUUGGCUGAAGCUCAGAGAGUGAAAGCAAAGAAGGAGAAGCUUGAGAAGAAGAGGAAACCCAUUUCUAAGGAGGAAGCAAUGAAGAUGGGAGCAGCAGGGAAGUCAUGGUACAAGACCAUGAUGUCUGACAGUGACAACACCGAGUUUGACAACUUCUCUAAGUGGCUCGGUUCGAGUCAAUGAUUCUCUCGACUGUUGUAUCUUUAGAGUAACUCUUAAUCUACAGAAACAGUAAUUUUAUUUAUCUUAUUUGUUACCAUUAAUUUAUUGUCUUUCGACAUUAGCAAACAAAGUUAUAUAAGUAGA